Humulus lupulus (European hop) is the source of this 964-nucleotide messenger RNA. RefSeq names its product actin-depolymerizing factor. Gene Ontology annotation, cellular component: actin cytoskeleton; cytoplasm. The record is from RefSeq and is a predicted model, not a curated record. The coding region runs from base 213 to 644 and encodes 143 amino acids. Lineage: Eukaryota; Viridiplantae; Streptophyta; Magnoliopsida; Rosales; Cannabaceae. The transcript has 3 exons. Gene Ontology annotation, biological process: actin filament depolymerization. Gene Ontology annotation, molecular function: actin filament binding.
GUUUUUGUUUUACUUUUUCUUUAUUUAUUUGUUUGAUUUCUUACUCGUUCUCCGUUUGCCUCACAGAAUCAGAGAAUUUUGCAAUUUUGUAUUAAUUAAAUUGAUGGUUUUUAAUCCCAAUUCUCAUAUUUCGGUGGCUGAUUUUUCUCUCUCAAAAAUUUCACUCUCUCUCUCUCUAAACCUCGUGGUCGGCGGCGAUCACAGCAGCAGCCAUGGCUUUCAGAGGGGGAAAUGCUUCGUCUGGCAUGGGUGUGGAUGAGCAUAGUAAGAGCACAUUCCUCGAACUCCAGAGGAAGAAAGUUCACCGCUAUGUGAUUUUUAAGAUUGAUGAGAAGAAAAAAGAGGUUGUGGUUGAAAAAACCGGAGGCCCUGCUGAGAGCUUUGAUGAUUUCGCCGCCUCUAUGCCUGAGAAUGAUUGCCGAUACGCCAUUUAUGACUUUGAUUUCGUCACUUCGGAGAAUUGCCAAAAGAGCAAGAUAUUUUUCAUUGCAUGGUCGCCAUCUGUAUCGAGAAUCCGAGCUAAGAUGCUGUAUGCAACAUCAAAGGACAGGUUCAGAAGGGAACUGGAUGGGAUUCAUUAUGAGAUCCAGGCAACUGAUCCAAGUGAGAUGGAUCUUGAAGUUCUUAGAGAGCGUGCACAUUGAGCACUUGCUAAAAGAGUUUGUCAUCUCAAAGAAAAGAAACCCUCUUCAGCCUCAGCCUCAGCCUCAGGGAGUUUCUUCUGCUUAUUUUUCACUAUAAUAUGUUCCAUGUGUGUACAAAUUUAGCUUGAUUACUAAAUAAAUAAAUAAUGUUUUACCUUGGGAAGGCUGAUAAGGGGGGCUCUCUUCAAGGCUCUAGCUAUUUUCUCUGUGCAGGAACAGACAUUUGAGCUUUCCUCAUUUGCAUGAUGCUUCCCAGGUGAUGUUGGGUUCUGGUUUGUGAAUCGAAUACUUUUAUAAUAAAACAAAUUCUUUAUUUACAA